This is a messenger RNA of Bradysia coprophila, 1349 nucleotides long. RefSeq lists its product as uncharacterized. The record is from RefSeq and is a predicted model, not a curated record. NCBI's taxonomy places the organism in Eukaryota, Metazoa, Arthropoda, Insecta, Diptera, Sciaridae.
AUUUCAAUUUUCAACCAGCAUCUUCAGUCUAACAUGCCGUCACUAAUAAAUGAUAGAAAUGGUACGUCAAACGAUGAAACUUGGGAAAUGGAGAGCGGAACGUCUGAACCGUCUGAACACAUCGCGCUGAUAGAUAGUUUAUUUGACCCUCAACGAAACAUAUUCGGGACCACCGCUGACUCUUUAUCAUUUGCGUUAGCCACUAACAGCUAUCCUACAACAAGGAACGGUUUCCCUUUUUCCCUUCCGCAAAAUUUCACUUUCGUAAUUCGUGAAGGGACGAAUCAUGCGAUUGCGGCUGGAACAGUUUCUCACACCACUCCAGAUCUCUUGACCGUAUUGCAGGAUGUUCAAGGAAAUGAAAUUCUGUCAAUACGAAAACAGGUCUUACCAUCGUUUAGUGUCGAGUGCCGAGCGUUUGACAUAAGACGAGUGAACACUGUCCACAAAUUCGAUGUGUAUAAGGGUGGCAGACGAAUCGGUCUAAUAACGUUCGGAGACGGAGAACCAACACGUACAUGCCUCAAAAUUUUCGGUGCUGAUGGGAACUCACAGUUGGUUGUUAGAUCGGUGACAAAGGGAGAAUUCGCCGUGUUUCGUGACCAGUCGUCAAUCGAUCCUUUAUGUAACAUUAAAGCGAAUAAUCGGUUUGAGUUCCUGACACAUUCGUUUGACUUUUCCGGGAAUAUAACAUUUUACCCUGACACAGGAAUUACAAUAGAAGAACAGCAAUUGUGUACUGCGGCAACUUUUGCAUAUAAAAUUUGUGAAGUUCAACUGAAAACGACAAGAGAAAUCCAAAUAAGAUCAACUCGAAUCUGGAAUGUGGUUGGAUUCAUCUUGUUGGCGAUGUGCCUAUAUUUGAUCUAUUUAUGUAACGUCAUCAUUUUCAACCAAUUAGCUUAGUUCGUUUGAGCCAAUUUAUUUUAAAUGGAUUCUAUGUUCAUUGAAAUCCUUUAAAAUCGUUUGGUAUCUUCAAAAACAUUUUCUUAUUGACUUUCACAACUAGAAAAUAAUAAUUCAAACAGUUGCCCACCUCAAAUUUUCAAAUUUGUUUUUUAUUCAGUGCAUGAUUGGCGUCUUCAUCAGGAGCGUCUUAUAGGUAUUUCCGUUUUACACCUGUAAUCGUCUUAAAGUUCGCAAAAUAAUAAUCAAAUUUCAACAAAAACUUUUCGACAAUUUUAGAAUAUCAACAAAAAAAGUAACUUUUGCUUCGUCUUAUUUCUUCAGGUUCUGUUGUUGGACGAUAAAAAAUGAACAUGCUGAGAGAAAUCAAAAUCUAAAGUAAUUAUUCUUAGAACAAAAAGCGAAAAAAAGAUAUAAAAAUUACAAUGAAACGCCAUACGUUU